Messenger RNA from Limulus polyphemus (Atlantic horseshoe crab), 4902 nucleotides. RefSeq lists its product as uncharacterized. Lineage: Eukaryota; Metazoa; Arthropoda; Merostomata; Xiphosura; Limulidae. The transcript is spliced from 7 exons. The record is from RefSeq and is a predicted model, not a curated record. Bases 171 to 3431 code for a protein of 1086 amino acids.
UUUAUCUUCUUUUGUCAAUUUGAUGAUCAGAGAGAAAACAAGGACGAAGACAUUUCAUUGAGGAUCUAUACAUCACACAGUGGAUUUCAACAAAGCAACAGAAUGAAAUAUGUCGACUAUUUGUAUAUAACUCAUCCAUGUCUUUUUGUACAUCCUGUUGAAGGACUGUCAUGAAGACAAGAAAAGGAAGUCGACAGGGAAUGCUAUCAAAGCUUGUACCAAUAGCAAAGAAGACAGUUAUUAAAGUUGAUGAUGAGAUAGAAAUUCUUAUAAGAGAAGUUACAGAAGAACUUAAAGAAACAGAAGAAUUUCGGGAGCUGUUUGCACAAAUGGAGUGUUCAGAGAGUGAAGAUAUAAGCAUGUUGAAAGAGUCUGAUAACAGAGAAAAUGCAUGUUCUUCAGACCUUGUAUCUAAAGAAUGUUUAGAUGGGAAUAGUGUGAAACUUUGUAAAAAUAUAUUACAAAAUGAUGAAUAUUUUGAAGGUCAUUCAUUUCAGGUUGUCCAGAAUGACCAUCCCUAUUCAGUGACAAAAUCUAACUUAGUGGGUAAUAAUAAUAGAAAUAAAAUAAAAGACACGUACAGUUCCCUUAGUUUCUCACAAAUAGACACAAAAAGAACUUCAGGCAAGCCAGAAAUCAUAGUUUUGUCACAAGAUAUUUGUGGCAUAGAGGCAGAAAGUGAACUAUCUGUUGCUUCAUGUAUAGGUAAUGAUGACUGCUUAGAAGAAACAAAUGAAAAUGAAGAUCAAAAAAGCAACUUGAUUUAUGAAAAUGUUAAAGGUUCAGAUAUACCAGUUGUAGUAAAAAGAAUUAAAGAAAAUAGUUUAUCUUUGGAACCUGGUGUAAGAAAAGCAGAGAAUUUAAUCAUUUCUUCUUCUAAAAGGAAUGAAGUUAUAUCCAGAAAAAAUGUCAUUAAAAGUGAGAAAAAGUACAGUUCUCAAGCACAAAAUUAUCAUAUUUCCUCAAUGGAUAGAGUAAAGAAAGAGAAAGUAGAAGGUGAUGUAAAUGAACUGCAUAAUAAUAUAUCAUCUAGUGAUAACAUGGGAAAAGAAAGUAUCUGCUCCUCUGUGAAUAAUAACAGUUCUGUUAAUUUGUUAAAUAAUGGUGAUGUAUUAUUGGAAGGAGUAGUUUCUAAAAUACAAAAGAAAUUAGCUGAAGAAAAUGAUGAUUUUUCAUUCAAACAAUCUAUGUCAUGUGUGGGAAAUACAUGUGAUGAAAAGUUUUCAGUAAGUAUGCUUAGAAAGAACUUACAAAAUAAGAUAUCUAGCUGUCAGACACCAGAUUUUUCUGAAGGAGAUUGUUCAACUGUUUCCUCCUCAAUUCCCAUUCAAAAUCAUGUGAAAACUGAGUCGGAAAGUUCUUAUUUAUUAGAUGAUAGUUCAUCUGGGUGUUCUGAUGCAUCUCAGCUUGCAGAUGUUAAGUCGUUUAGGAAAAGGAGCAAAGGAAGUGAACUUGAAAAACUCUAUGAAUCUCUUCGAGAAAUUCCUUGGGCUCAAGACUGGAGUCCCACUGGUAUUGUUAUGAAACGUAGCAUCAUUCGUAGAUCAGGAAGGCUAUCUGGUACUGAUCUGAAAGCACAUAGUAGGUGUUCUACCCCUGCAGGUAGCUCAUUGUUCAGACGGGUUCAGCCAUCAAGACAGAAGAUAAUUCAGAGUGGUGGUAGAAAUCAGAAAAAGCAGCACGUCUUGAAACAUAAAAGCACUAAGUCAUUCUGUAGAGACUGCCACCUAUGUACAAUUUCUCAUCAUAAACAUCCAACAUCUUUCUUGAACAAAAAUAAGUCCAGUUUUAUGAAAGUCCUAACACCUGUCAAACAAAAAGUGUGUAAAAAUCAAACAACAUUUGACAGGAAGAAUGAAAUAAAAGUAUUCAAUAAGAAAAAAAAGAAACCAAAAAAAGAAAAAAAGCUAGAAGAAAUAAAAAAUGCUGCAAAUAUUUCUGUUUCUAAAGUAUCGGAAUUGAAAAAUAUAAAAGAUUUUUCUGGCAAAAAUAUGACAAAGUGUUUGAAGCAAAAACUCACUAGAGAAAGUAAAGAGAAAGUUCCUGAGAAAAAAAUCAUAAAUGAAACAACAUUAGGUAAUGCUCAGAAAGAAAAGUGUUACAAUGAUCAGACAUUGAAUAAUAUGAAGAGUUCCAGUAAUAAAACAUAUAGAACAGAUACUUCUCUUCAUAAGAAACUUAGUAUUAAGCCUACAAGCCUUAAAAGCAGUGAGAGUGGUUCCAAGCACAGAAAGAAGAAAAAUAUUUCUAGAUUGAAGCAAAAGAAAGAUGACCGAAAUACACUAACAGAAGUAGCCAAGGAGAAAGGGUCACUGCUCAGAGUUGCUCUACAUCCUCUGGACAGAGUUCAUUUAUGUGCAAACCAAGAUGGAGGAGAGGGACCCAGCAGUUUCCUCAAAAACCUGUAUGUGUCACAACAAGAAACCAGUCUUAAAGCAGAUAUAUAUAAAAAAAUUCACACUGCAUGGAAUGAUUUAGACAAAAUUAGCUGCAAACAUGGAGUUCCCACAGUUUCUGGCUACCUCACCCAUCCCACGGGAAAACCUAUCUCUUCCAUGCUUCGCGAAGUUCAAGAAUCUAUUGUUGAUUCUAUUGAAGAGGACAAAAUCUCAAAAAGGAAAAAGGCUUUAGAGGAAGAUAACUUAAGGCUGAGUAAAAGACAGAGUGAGUGUGCCUUUCGAUACAGAGAGAUUGCUGUGAAGAAACAUCAUAACUACAUCCAAAUAAUUCUUGUGCCAAACACAAUACGGAAAAAUGCCUUAAACCUGGAGUGUCUCCGUGAAUUGAAAGAAGCAGUAAUUGCAGCACGAAAAGAUCCAGGCUGUAAAGUGCUUCUUAUAAAUAGCUAUGGAAGUAUAUUCUGCUCUGGAUUAGAUCUUGCCGUUCUUGUGGGUCUUCAGAAGAAGCAAAUAGCUGAGGAACUAGCCCUUGCUGUGAAAGAUCUACUGUUUACAUUAGCAUGUUUUCCAAAGCCACUAGUAGCAGCAGUGAAUGGACUUACUGUAGGUCUUGGAGUCACUCUGUUAACAUAUUGUGAUGUUGUUUUUGCCAGUGACAAAGCUGUUUUCUAUAUGCCUUACUGUAAACUUGGUUAUGUUCCAGAAGGAGCAGCCACCUUAACUUUGCCUCAGGUAGUAGGAUCAACUGUGGCAUCAGAUAUGCUUUUGCGGGGUUGUAGGGCUACAGCUCUUCAGGCUCAAUCGUUUGGGCUAGUAUCUGAGGUCAUUUGGCCAACAAGAUUAAUGGAAGAAGCUAUACCUCAUGUCCAAGCUAUGGCUGCCAAUCACUCUCAACACAAGUGUAAAAAUGGAUCAAUAAAAAAACUGGAUGAAACCACUCACUUUCUAUGUAGAAAAAAAAAGACCUCAACAGCAAUUAAUUGGAUUGAUUGCAGUAUUGAUCUUGGUAUUUUUUUAAAUUUUUUUGUAUGACUGAUAUAUUAUAAGGACACUGUAACAAACAAAAUUAUAGACCUACAGACAAUUUGGUGUAUACAUAGUUUAGAAAAAGUUUUUAAAAUUUGAUCAGGUUAAAAAAAGCAGAAAUUUGAGGUUGCCAAAUUUUUUGAAGUUUUUGAUGUUUUUUGAAGUAGACCCAAACUACGUAAGUCACUUGUUUCUAAAACAACCAAAUUAAAAUAAAUAUACAUGUACAUGUAUGUUUAUAAUUGUGUGCUUAUUUUAAACUUGACCACAGGUCUAGAGAUGAGAAUUUUCCAUUGAUCCAUCGAUUUUCAAUUUUUUUAUGGAUUGUCAGAGUCGUUUUUGAGAUCAGUGUAAAUUCAAGGAGAAUAUAUUAGGAGGUUGAUGUCAAAUGUUUUUGUGAAAAUUAAUUUAGUUUAUUCUGAAAAACAUUAGAACAAUUUACUUUUUCUUUACAUAUAAUCUAAAUAAAUCUUGGGAGUUGGGGAGACAGUACAUUUAGUAGUAAGAUGGGUUUAAUAUUAUAUUAUUACAAGACUAAUAAUUCAACUGUAUCAAUAAAUUAUUAAUUUUUGACUUUCUUGUGGUUUAUCACUACUUCUAUAAACAAGAUUAAUGCUUGUUUUAUCUAGUUGGCAUACUAAAUAAGAUUGUCUUGUUAAAAUUGUCAAUCAUAUCAGAAGUCUGAAAUUAUAAAACAAUAACAACAAAAUAAAUUGAAUGAAUAUAUAUAUAUGUUAAAAUUAAGUUUGUAUGGAACUAGAUGAGAAGGACAGUACUUGUUUCCAUAUAAAAAUAUUUGAAACAAACUUUCUUACUAGUGGGAUUUGUUAUUUGACUGGUUCCUAAUAUGUUGUUUUGUACAUUAUAUUCUGUACUCAAAUUUUAUUGAUUCUUGCAAUGAUGGGAAAUUUUUACAUAUUUUGACAUGUGCAAAGAAUGAGCUGCUAUAAAUUACUUUAAAAAAUGCUUCUUUGAAUACUUUCAGUCCAUCUGCAUUUGGGUUCUAGGUGAUCCAAGACCCUCUCUCUCUCUUAGUUUUCUAUGCCUAAAGCAAAAGCUUGUACUAUAUCAUGGCUGUUUUUUGUUGUUUUUUUAUUUUAUUUCCUGGAGAAAAAGGUAAAUAAAUAUAUUAUAUUUACCCUUCAAUCUCACCUAUGAUACUAUAGCUUUUAUAAUGAUACUGCGUGCAACACAUGUAAACAACGAAGAUGUGUUUAUUAUUGAUGUGUUGUAACUGUUAAAUGCAUUGUAUAUCGUAAUUAAUAUAGGCAAAGGUAAUUUUUGUUGAAAAAAACAUUAAAUAAAGAACAGCUAACAAUAUGUUGGUUGACAUACCUUUCAGAGAAGAUUUGUGAUUUCCAUGUUCUUUAUUCUUAUCCCUGAAAGUUCUUAAGAGUACUGACUGUUCAAGAAAAAAAAUCCCAUAAUAAAUGAAUAAAUGCUGAACUCUUGUAUGUUUACAUAAUAACUACUUAAG